This is a messenger RNA of Dovyalis caffra, 3282 nucleotides long. The record is from the annotation of a GenBank genome assembly. Lineage: Eukaryota; Viridiplantae; Streptophyta; Magnoliopsida; Malpighiales; Salicaceae.
AUGGCAAUAACAAACCUUUCAGAACCCCCCAAAAUCCACAGAAUCCCACAACUCAAAUUCAUUGACGCAAUCCGCUGGCUUCCUUCUCCUUCGCCAUUUCAAAAGUCAUUCAUUACCUCCUUCUUCGAUUCCGAUUUCCAGACUCCUUCCCUCGAAAUCCACUCUCUAGACCCUUCAAAAACCCUAACCACCCCACUCUUCUCCUGGACCCCACCCUCCCGUAUUUCCUCUCUCAAAUCUAUCCCUUCCCUCUUCGCUGCCUCCACUUUCUUGGGUUCUCUCCACAUUUUCAAAACCCCAGAGGAAAUGUCGGUUUUGGAGAAUGAUAUGUCGGUUUCGAAAAGGGAAGUUUCGGUUAUGGAACCUGUAGUGUCGGUUGUUGGUAGGGAGUUUCAUGUGGGGUCAAUUGGGGGUUUGGAUUUGAUUGAAGGAGGGAGUGAGUGUCUUAGUGUUGGAGAAGAUGGGAGGGUUAAUUUGGUUGAUGGGAAGGGAAGUUUUAGGAGAGUUUUUGAUGGGAAUGGAUUGAUUUCGUAUUCGGCGGUUAAAUGGGCUUCACCGGCUGAGUUUGUGACUGGUGGAUGUGGGUUUGGACUUCAGUGGUGGGACCUUAGACGGCCUGGUGCUGCCGUUGCUCAGUUUAAGGGCAGCUGGGAUCAUGGCACAACUUCUGGGAUCAUUCACUCCAUUGAUAUUCAUCCAUCCCGUAAGCACACAUGUCUGGCAGGAGGUUCAGCAGGUACUGUAUUUGCCUGGGAUUUAAGAAGGCAACAAGAACCGAUUAUUCUUUCUUCAAUUGGUUCUAGUGACACUAUGACCCAUCCAUUAUCUGAAAGCGAGGUUUGGGAAGUUCAAUAUGACUACUACACCAAGUCUUCGAACAGUAACAUUUCAUCAACGCAGAUCUUACCUGCUAUGAUCUGCUCUGAAGAUGGGAUCCUUGCUGUCAUUGAACAAGGUGAGGAACCCGCUGAGCUCUUGGCAGAACCCUGUGCAAUCAACAGCUUUGACAUUGAUCGCCAAAACCCCUCGGAUGUAGUAUGUAGUUUAGAGUGGGAAUCCAUUGUCAUUUUGUUUUGCCCAUUACACUCUCUGCCAACCCGAGUCUCUUAUGGUUCUGCUCAACUCAUACCCCUCAACAAGGUGAGCAACUCGUUGAGACUCAGUUCGAGUCAUAACAUUUCUGGGUCUCACUCACUUUCUCCUCUAAAGCCAUGUACUAUCACUUCUCUCACUCAAAGAUUCCAGUCUCUCACUGUUUUCGCGGCUAAAGGUUAUAAAAUGAAAACCCACAAGGCAUCAGCAAAGAGAUUCAGGGUGACAGGUAAAGGGAAAAUAGUAAGGAGGAGAGCGGGGAAGCAGCAUUUACUGGCAAAGAAGAAUACUAAGAGGAAAUUAAGACUCUCCAAAAUGCACGCCGUUAGUAGGAGUGACUAUGACAAUGUGAUUGGUGCCUUGCCGUAUCUAAAAGAAUCCAUCCAUGGCUCCGGUCAACAACCCAUCGGCAAGAGAGAAUAUUUAAGUCGUUAUCGGCGGGCAACAAGUAGAACAUCCGCCUCACACCCGGUAACCGGAGCCCAAUCCCGUAAUUUCACCAUCCCAGCACUUGCCACACAUCUUCUCUCACGUGCUGGCCGUCAAAACACCGGACAACGUGAAACGACGUCGAGUUCGUCGUCUUCGCGGGGUAAAAGGGCAGCAGUGAAGCUAGAGAUCGUAGAGGAUCCAUCAGAGGAAGAAUAUGGAGCUCUUCACAAGCGAUCCAAGGCUUCACAAUCUAUUCAACCGUGGGGUGCUGGUGCUAAUGCAAUUCCUGUUCCUGUUCCGUCUGGGCAAUAUAAUCCAUUAGAUGAGCCGAGUCCGCUUGGAUUGCAGUUGAGGAAGAGUCCAUCAUUGUUGGAUUUGAUUCAAAUGAGGCUCACUCAAGGGAAUGCUUCCGCACUUGUAACAGAAGAGACGGAGAAUCAGAACUUGGGUGUCAAGAAGGAGACUAAGAGUACAGCUGCUUCCAGCUCCAUUGACAAGCUUAAGGCUUCAAAUUUUCCUGCUUCUAUUCUAAGGAUUGGGAGCUGGGAGUAUAAGUCUAGGUAUGAAGGCGAUUUGGUGGCGAAGUGUUACUUUGCGAAGCAUAAGCUGGUUUGGGAAGUUCUUGAAGGCGGUCUUAAGAGUAAGAUUGAAGUCCAAUGGUCUGAUAUUAUGGCUCUGAAGGCAAACUGUCCUGAUAAUGGACCUGGGACAUUGAAUGUUGUGCUGGCCAGGCAGCCACUUUUCUUCAGGGAGACUAAUCCUCAGCCCCGAAAGCAUACAUUGUGGCAGGCGACUGCAGAUUUUACUGAUGGACAGGCUAGCAUACACAGGCAACAUUUUCUGCAAUGUCCACAAGGGCUGUUAACUAAACAUUUUGAAAAGCUCAUCCAGUGUGACAUGCGUUUGAACUUCUUAAGUCGACAGCCAGAGAUGAUUCUGGAUUCACCAUAUUUUGAACAGCGACCAUCUGUUUUUGAGGAUCUGGAUGAUUCAAAAAGUCAAGAUUUUAAUCAACUGGAGUCUGCUAAGUUGUCUGUUAUUUCUGGCUUCCAAGAUCUAGCAUCACCAUCUGCAGCUCAGUCAUCUUCCUUAGAGAUUGAGAAAGGGGAUCCUACUGCUUCGACAUCAGACCAUGUGUCCCGAGAAGCUCCUUCUCCCAGCUCAGGGAGUGGAGUUUGUGAAGCUGUUGAUUCUAAAGCACAAAUGAACUGGGAUCAGAUUAAAGUGCCAGGCUUGCGCCCUUCUAUGUCAAUGACUGAUCUUAUGAACCACAUUGGAAACUGUAUUUCAGAACAGAUGACGUCAGGAAAUCCAUCCUUUUCUGGCGAUGGAUCAGAAUGCCAGGACAUACUAGAGGACAUUGCAGAGUACCUUCUUAGCGACACCCAGCAAACAUCAUCCUCUGAUGAGAAAAGGAUCAUGGCAAGGGUGAAUUCUCUCUGUUGCCUUUUGCAGAAGGACCCUGCGUCAACCCAAAACUUGCAGGUUAAUGGGGAAAUUUUAUUUGAAGAGCCUAACAAUGGGAAGGGGGUUCUGAGAAACCAUAUCAAUGAAUCGUUGCAUGAGGAUAAAUUUAGAGGUGAUAAUAGAGGCUCUGAAGGCAGCAGUAUCGAGGAUGUUUCUGGCAGCAAGCAGGCACCAGGAAUGUCGAGGAAAGACUCAUUUGGGGACCUGUUACUUCAUCUCCCUCGAAUUGCAUCUCUUCCAAAGUUCUUAUUCAAUAUUUCUGAAGAAGAUGGUGACAGUCAAGAUAGAUAG